AUGGCGGCAAUGUCAGCUCUGCCAUAUCCCCGAGAUCGGGCCCAGGGCCCCAGGCUCCAUGUGCAACUAGAACGCCACUCCGACUCCCGCCAUCCUGCUGUGCCCGACUCACACACUUACUGGUCCAUCGCCAGCUCGCCGAGUCUCCGCAGUCGAGACGCAGGCGACCUGGACCGACCACUCAAGCUAGAGCGAUCACUCACACCAAUAGCCGGCCAGAACGGCGGUUUUAACUCCGCCAGAAUCUUGGGAUCAAACCCGAGCAGCAUGUGCAACUCGAACGCUACACCGACUCCGCCGGAGGCUGGAUCACUCUCGAUGAGGCUUCAGGGUCAAGUUCGAGCGAGAUGUUUGACUGUAUCGCUACGCCGACAUCACCGGCGGCUACAUCACUCUCGGCGAGUCCUGAAGAGCAAGCCCAAGCAGCAUGUGCAACUCGACCGUUACUCCGACUCGAAUUCCGACUCCGCCAGCGGCUACAUUACUCUGACGAGUCCAAUCCACAAGUCUUCGAGACUCUUACCAAGUGCUGCAAUGGUCAAGCUGAAGCUCCUCUUAGAGUCGACCACCAGACCGGUGAACAUACCUGUCGAGCUCGAGGCCACGAAGGAGAUCAUCCGUGCCAAUUUCAGCGAUCCCGCGCCGUCGCCCAUCCUGGCUGACAACGAAGACGAUUACAAAGGAACCUGCGCUAAGGUCGGCGAUGAUCUGAAGGCGCAGGAUGCGAAGUUGACUGAGCAGAUCAAAGAGCUGGCUAAGAAGCCUGCGAAAGACUCUACGCCUGCUACCACCACUGCUGCGGAUGUGCCACAACCCGAUACUCCGGUGGAGCAGACUUCGACGCCACAUCAAGAUGGCAUGAAGAAGGUGCCAAGCCAAGAGAGCUACUAA
Messenger RNA from Zymoseptoria tritici IPO323, 891 nucleotides. RefSeq lists its product as uncharacterized. The record is from RefSeq and is a predicted model, not a curated record. NCBI's taxonomy places the organism in Eukaryota, Fungi, Ascomycota, Dothideomycetes, Mycosphaerellales, Mycosphaerellaceae. The transcript is spliced from 2 exons. Bases 1 to 891 code for a protein of 296 amino acids.